UUACCUAUCUACUGCUUUUCUCGUUGACGCGCGAACGGAUGGGAUGCUUUCGUAAACUUGUUGUCUGCAUCAGCUGGAAACACGUGUGCAGCUGACUGUGUGUUGUCGUAUUCGCCAGCCACGAUGUCCAGCAGUUUCCUAAGUAUCGCUGUGUCAGUGACUUGCAUCAAGUUGCUGUUCAUAACUGCCUACCGAUCCACGGACUUCGAGGUACACCGAAACUGGUUGGCAAUCACUCACUCCCUGCCAUCAUCGAAAUGGUACUUCGAGAACACAUCCGAAUGGACGCUGGAUUACCCACCAUUGUUCGCCUGGUUUGAAUACGUGUUGUCCCUGGCCGCCCGACUCGUGGAUCCCAGGAUGCUAGAAAUAGCUAACCUCAGUUAUGCCAGCUCUGCAACCAUCUACUUUCAAAGGCUCACUGUUAUCGUAUCCGACCUGUUUCUUAUUUACGCCGUUUGGGUAUGGCGAGGGCUCAUUUCGCCUAAAAAGGGAGACCGCUCUUCGAAGCAUGAUGACCCCUGGCUGGACAAGACCACUGUGGUCUCAAUGUUGUUUCUUUGGAACCCUGGACUGCUGCUCGUUGAUCAUGUACACUUCCAGUACAAUGGUUUCCUUCAUGGAAUCCUCCUGCUUGCUACAGCCCGCCUCUUUCAGGGGCGCUGUGUUGAAGCCACAUUGUGGUUCACCAUUCUGCUUAAUCUGAAGCACAUCUAUUUGUAUGUAGCUCCAGUAUUUUUCGUGUACCUCUUGAGAAACUACUGUUUUGCACAGUCCCAUGGAAAAGCUCCUCAAUCUUUGCUUUGGAGGUUUCAACCCAUCCAUUUCUUAAGGUUGGCUGGAACAGUGCUGCUGGUUUUUGCCGUUUCACUGUGGCCAUUCUUGAGCAAGGCUCAGCUGAUGCAGAUGCUUCAGAGGCUGUUCCCCUUCAAAAGAGGUCUCUGCCAUGCCUACUGGGCUCCCAACUGGUGGGCACUCUAUGCUGCUGCAGAUAGAGUGCUGGCAUUUGCAGGUCUUGGGUCUGGCAAGUCUGCAGCGGUGACCAUUGCAUCGCCGACAUCUGGGUUGGUGCAGGAUACCAACUUCACGCUGCUACCCAAUGUGCCACCGCUCUGCACAUUCAUACUGACAGCACUCUUCCAACUGCCUACUCUGUGGGGCCUGUGGAAGAGACCGCAGGAGCCUUGGUUGCUGGUCCGUGCUCUGGUUCUAUGCAGCCUCAGCGCCUUUAUGUUUGGCUGGCACGUCCAUGAGAAGGCCAUACUAAUGCCUGUGCUGCUGGCCACGCCACUAGCCCUGUGCAGUUCUGCUGAUGCAGCUGUGUACGUCAUCCUCUCGGCAGCUGGCCAUGCCUCUCUCUUCCCCCUGCUUUUCCGCUCAGCUGAGAUGCCUGCAAAAGUCCUUCUGGUGCUGCUUCAUGCGGUUUACGCCAUGUGCACACUUGGCAAACUGCACAGCAGCAAGGUCAACCUGAAACGGCGAUAUACUUCAUCUGAACAAGUUGCGAGGCGCACUGGGAUGCUGCUGUCUUGGUUCGAGCAAGCUGGCCUCUGUCUCUUGGGCCUAGCAGUGGUUGUGUACGGGGAGCUGCUGCAUCCUUUCACACCCCUUGCGGGCCGCAUGCCCUUCUUACCUCUCAUGGUGACUUCCGUGAGCUGUUCUGUCGCCAUCAUCUACGCGUGGGCUAAGUCGUGGCAGCUGUGGUUUCUGCAGCCUUCGCGAGACGUUUGACGAGUGAAGUACAGUUCCUGCAGUGAACAUUGACUGCCUCGAAGAGAUAUUGUAUGUUUGGUAAAGGCACAGCCGGCGAAGGUGAAUUAUACUAUACGUGGAAGAUGUGUCUUCAUUGAAAGGAUAAAAUCAUGUUUUUACAUUACUCUAGGCGAGGAAUCUGCAUGAUCAGUGAAACGUCAACAUUUGUUUAUUUUAUCCCUGUGUUUGGUGGGAAGUGCACAUAUAUUGUGGGGAAAAAAAGGGGGGGGGGGAAGUCUCAUCUCAUAAACAAAGGGGCCUUCUUACUAAGCAUCUGGCCUUAUGCCUGUAUGCAUGCUUUUGCACUACGUCUGUUCUCCUUAUCAAACUGUGUGUGGUCUGGUUUCCAUGCCACCCAUCGCAAUGAAACCUGAGUGUGGAAAGGUUUUGCACAAAUCGCAAUACUUUUUGAAACUUUUACAUACUGUUAUCUUUUGACAAGGCAUGGCUGUUUCGUUAUGGCCUUCCUCAGUAACCGCUCAGACCUUGGUUGCUACUUGCCACCCGGCCUGAUCGUUGUGUGGACUGUCUCACGACUGCAUCCAGUUAUAAAAUCAUCACACUGCCAAGGGGUCAAAAAUCCAAAAGAGCACCCUUACGUUUUAGACCUGUUCAUAAGCUACACCCCUAAAUCUACAAAGUAAAAAGUGCCAACAUUUUGCGAAGAAAGCAACAACCUAGCUUUGCCAUGUGGAAGUCGGAGCCACAAUUGUAAGUCAACGUGUCUUUUAUUUGCACGUGUUGCAUAUUUUAAUCCACGUGUGGCCAUGUGGUACAGAGUUUCACUUCUUAAAAAGAAAAUUUAUCUUUUGUAAAAAUAAAUAUUAGAAUAAAAGAAAUAAGAGAGACUGCGUUUAUUUGGGCAACAGCCAAACACUGUUUUUUGCAAAAUCUUAUAAAUGGCAAGGCUGUGCAGUAAUUGAACUGCUCAUCCUACCCAUCGCCAUUUAUCAGGCUGCAGCAGACAACCUUAAACAGUCCUUACCGCUGCAGUGUGGGUAAUUAGACAAAUAAUAUUGCUAUGGGCAUCACAAAUGCUUUAUUUCUGUACGAGCGUCAGGGUAGCAACAUAUGAUAUGUUGAAACUGAAGAGAAAGAGUCUGCAAUUGUUUUCGUUUUCUUGCAUGUACGUAUAUAACGACAUGAAGUGACCAAAGAAAGUCGUUAAUGUUACAUUGGCGCUAUCAUUGGUAACUGUGCAUUGAUAUAUGAAGUGUUCUAGUUGGCCUUUUCAGCCACAGUGCACCAUGUUGCUGAUACUAGUACUUUUGUUGUGCAUUGGUUAUCUAGAAGUGAGAUACUGAUGAUAUGAAGAAUUCCUUAUUUUUCAAAGCACAGUUAAACCUCGAUAUAACCAAGCUGUGUCAAUAUUAAUGAAGAUUUCAUGUGCACUCCGUCAGUAAUGCUGAAAGUGUUGGCCGAGGGGAGCAAACGCUUUCUAUGCUUUUCACUUAAACGCGUCUCUGAAAUGCAUGAUUACGCGACCUCCAGCACUAAAUGUGCAAAAAUACGGUGCACACAAAGCCAUGGCCCUCUCAGGUCACCCAAACUUGGCACUUGCCACAGAUUACAGCUAAAAUAGGGUGCACAGGUCACGUAUGCAUUCACUUGUACUGUAUAGCCGUGGCCAGGCUAUAGGAGAAUGCGUGCACGCUUUCAUUUACCCCCCAUUUACACCUCUUCCAAGUGCUAGCUUGAUCACGUGACAACGUACUUGACCCCUAUCCCCUACUCUUGAUCGCGUGGAGAGGUGACACGCAUCAAGCCGCCAUACUUCUCACCAUACCCUCGCAUGCUCUCCCUUGCACCUACUGCAUAUGAAGCAGGGGGCACGAUGGGAUCUUAUCACACUUCGACAUUAAAUAGAACAUGAGAUUGAGAGGGUCUUGAUGCUAUGCCACUGUGCUUCUGCGGCCAUGCUCAGCUGUGCGGCAUGCAAUUCGGGAAGUGGGUUUGCAAGCAGCCGCAUGUAAUUAUACCAUUUGACCAUCUGUGUCCGCAGCAGCUUCCAUUUAUUGCCUCAGUCUUCCUUUGCGGCAGCAAUGAAGUUUUGUUAUAUGGAAAUUGUGUCUAAACACACUUCAUUCAAGAUGCGUGGUGUUCUACAGACAAGAAGUCGUAAAAAGUUAAAUGCUUCAUUAUGCUGAGUUUGUUAUAGUAUUGAAGUUCAUUACAUCGUAGUUUAACUAUGUAUCUCACCUUCUGUAUGCACACCCUAUCUUAUAAAAUGUUAACGCCAAAUGGUCGUUGCUGGCAAUAGCCAUCUGCUGGCCUUUAUGGUUUUUACUAUGCUCCAACUUAGUCUUUGCAUAUUUUUUGCCUUUAUUAAGGCACUUACAAUUAUGGGCUGGGAGUUUUUGGUAACCUUGCAUUUUAAAACAAUGCAACAUGUCAGCAUUGCCCUGUGUACGUGGAGUGCUUGAAGUCUCCAUUGUCAGUGAAAUGCUGGCACUAGGAAACUCCUUUAUGUGCACAAUAAAUUAAAAUUCUCAGAAAUGAAUGAAA
Messenger RNA from Dermacentor albipictus, 4257 nucleotides. RefSeq names its product ALG6/ALG8 family glucosyltransferase xit (gene xit). Gene Ontology annotation, biological process: protein N-linked glycosylation. Gene Ontology annotation, molecular function: dolichyl pyrophosphate Glc1Man9GlcNAc2 alpha-1,3-glucosyltransferase activity. Lineage: Eukaryota; Metazoa; Arthropoda; Arachnida; Ixodida; Ixodidae. Gene Ontology annotation, cellular component: endoplasmic reticulum membrane. The record is from RefSeq and is a predicted model, not a curated record.